Molecule: messenger RNA, 5783 nt
Organism: Conger conger (European conger)
Lineage: Eukaryota; Metazoa; Chordata; Actinopteri; Anguilliformes; Congridae
Product: putative tyrosine-protein phosphatase auxilin
Exons: 19
Coding region: 309-2870 (853 amino acids)
Biological process (GO): dephosphorylation
Cellular component (GO): cytosol
Molecular function (GO): phosphatidylinositol-3,4,5-trisphosphate 3-phosphatase activity
Source: RefSeq, a predicted model, not a curated record
UUCAACACGACGAUCCACGUUUUAUGUCCUUGCUCACGGGACCGAUGGGAGACGGGGGACUACCUCUUUGACCUUUGACUAGCUACAAAUCAUAAGAUCACCGUUCCAGAAAUCAGUAGGACUCCCUGCUGUCACGCAACUGAAGACCUCGAGCCAAAGGAUAAUGAAAGAAAGCGUCCGAAAAGCUGGUCGACAGUAGCCGUGACUUCAAUAACGGGGGGAGAGGCGGCAGCACGCACGGAGCCAGCGGAACAGCGGCAGACCUAGCAGCGGAGGCAGGCCCGGGAAGACCGGAGGACUACAGAACCAUGGACAGCUCAGAUAUGGACGCCAACUAUGGCGGGGGUCUCCUGGACAUGGUAAAGGGUGGAGCUGGGAAGCUGUUCACCAGCUUCAAAGACAACCUCAAAGACACCCUGAAGGACACCUCCACUAAAGUCAUGAACCAAGUCGCAACUUACACAAAAGGAGAGCUGGACAUUUCCUACAUCACCUCACGAAUUAUAGUGAUGUCGUACCCUGCCGAGGCCAUCGAACUGGGCUACAGGAACCACGUGGAGGAUGUGCGCUCCUUUCUGGACUCCCGCCACUUGGACCACUACACCGUCUUCAAUCUGUCCCAGAGGAACUAUCGUGGAGCCAAAUUCUCCAACAGGGUGUCAGAGUGCAACUGGCCAGCCCGACAAGCCCCCAGUCUCCACAACCUGUUUGCUGUCUGCAAGAACAUGCAUAACUGGCUCCAACAGAACCCCAAGAAUGUCUGUGUGAUUACUUGCAUGCAGGAUGGCAGAGCCCCUGCAGGUGUCCUGGUUUGUGCCAUGUUCUGCUUCUCUCACCUGUUCUGUAACCCGGUCCCUGCCAUCCAGCUACUCAGCGCCAAGAGGCCCGGGUCAGGCUUGUGGCCCUCACACAGAAGGUACGUUGGCUACAUGUGCAGCAUGGUGUCGGAGAAGCCCACCCUGCCCCACUCCAAGCCCCUGGUCAUCAAGGCAGUCACCAUGAGCCCUGUGCCCAUCUUCAACAAGCAACGCACUGGCUGCCGACCCUUCUGCGACAUCCUCAUCGGAGAGACCAAGAUCUUCUCUACAGCGCAGGAGUACGAGAGGAUGAGGGAGCAUCGGGUCCAGGAGGGGAAGGUGGUGUUCCCUCUGGGUGUGAGCGCUCACGGGGAUGUGGUGGUCUCUGUCUACCAUAUGAGGUCAACCAUCGGAGGGCGACUGCAGGCCAAGACGUCCAACAUGCAAAUAUUCCAGAUUCAGUUUCACACUGGUUUCAUUUCUCCUGGGACCACGGUCUUAAAGUUCACGAAGCCGGAGUUGGAUGCGUGUGACUCCCCAGAGAAGUAUCCUCAGCUCUUUCACGUGCAGCUGGACAUCGAGGUGGAGACAGCAGACAGGCAGAAGGACCUGACCCCACCCUGGGAGCAGUUCCCCAGCAAGGACAUCAACCCCACCAUCCUCUUUUCCUGCCACGAGGAACACCAGGGUGCACUUGCCAUUGCUGAUGCUGGCAAGGCCCCUGGGGGGCCUGAACAACGGCCGGCCCUGGGCCCCCAGGAAGGCGAGUCUUUGGGUGAUGGCCAGCGGAGUGGCAGCAGCGGUGAGAAGCCUGGUGGGCCCCAGGCCAUGCCCGCUGAUGACAAGAAGCCUGAGGCCCCACCCACUGCGGCACCUCCCCCCGCUGAGGAAGUGGACCUGCUGGGUUUGGAUGGAGACGCUGGUGGCCAGGCCUCCUCCAUGCCCCAGGCUCCCCCCACCAACACAGACCUGCUGGGAGACCUGUUUGGCUCCACGCCCCACCCUGGCAGCAGCCCUGCUUCUGCACAGUCUACCCCCCAGAAAUUUGCCCCACCCCACUCUCCUUGUAUCUCCACUCUCCCUGCGGACGAUUUCGAUCCCUUCGGCUCCGGUCCAACACUGCAGGAGCCAGGAGGCUCGUUCUUGGGGCCAGGCCCGACCUCUCCAGUGCCCCCCGCCGCCCCCACUGUCAACAUUCAGCAGCAGAACCUGAUGGGAGGGUGGGAUUCCAACAAUCCAGCGGCUACAGGUGGAUGGGGAGGGAGCAGGUCAGCGGCCACCAGCCCCACGGGAUCCUCCCACAACACACCCACACACCAGCCCAAACCAAACACUCUCGACCCCUUUGCCGACCUCGGGAAUCUGGGAGGAGGCUCUGGGUUCUCCAGCAAGCCGACCACCCCCACAGGGUCUGGGGGUGCCUUCCCUCCCUCUCCACAGAGGUCCCCCCAGCACAUGGGUGGAGGGGCAUGGCAGACAGGCGGGGGCUUCCCCUCCUGGCAGCAGGGUGGAGGGGCGCAGUGGCAAUCCCAGCAGCAGCAGGCUAAAGGGGUGCCCCCGCCCCAGGCCUCCCCACAGCAUCGCCCCAACUACAACAUCGGCUUCUCCAGCAUGGGCGGGGCCCCCAACGCCAGCACGAAACCUGGGACCAAACCCAAAAUGACGGAGGCCAACUUUGACGACCUGCUCUCCGGCCAAGGCUUCGCUGGCAGCAAAGACAAGAAGGGGCCGCGGACGAUAGCAGAGAUGAGGAAGGAGGAGAUGGCAAAGGAGAUGGACCCUGAGAAGCUAAAAAUCCUGGACUGGAUCGAAGGGAAGGAGAGGAAUAUCCGAGCCCUGCUGUCCACCAUGCACACGGUGCUUUGGGAGGGGGAGACCAGGUGGAAGUCUGUGGGAAUGGCUGACCUGGUCACUCCGGAGCAGGUCAAGAAGGUCUAUCGCAAGGCUGUGCUGGUGGUCCACCCUGACAAGGCCACAGGACAACCCUAUGAACAGUAUGCCAAGAUGAUUUUCAUGGAACUAAAUGACGCCUGGUCAGAGUUUGAAAGUCAAGGACAAAAGCCAUUGUACUGAAAUUCGGAGAAGUUCCUACCAACAGGGGGGUCUCUCUCCGUAACCUGCAGCCCCUCCAUCCCUCUCCCUGUGUGUAAAAACCUCCCAUGUCUGUGCUGUGACUCCCCCUCCUUACAAAAAAAACCUACUGCUGUGAAAAGCAUUUUCCCUUUCCAUAGUUCCCAUAGAAAUUCCGAUGUGCUGAUUUAACUGCGUCGAUGUGUCACCUGCUGAACUGAGGCUCGUGGCCUGACUUGGAGUGUCUCGGUGUUGAAUGUUCUCCUGGGAUCUGAAGCCUGAAUAGAGAGUGAAUCAGACGCUGGUCUUAUGGAAAACAUUCCUAUGGUGUUAAUUGAAUUGACCCAGUGGUUUAUAUUUGUACAAAAUAGCAGUGCUUCCAGGCAAACAUGUUGACAUUUCUUGCCUUUGAUGUGGGUUGGGAAGGAGUAUCAUGGGAUAUAACAGAUAUUGUAAAGUUUUGGCAGUAAGUCAAAGUAUCAUCCAAAUAAUGCAGCUCCCUAUGGUGUACUGUACAGUGAUCUGGUGAUCAUGUGAUGGCAUGACCCUCCCAUAUCAGGCGAUGAAGCUCAGAUGCUUUUCUUUUAUUCUUUUAAAAGACACUUUUCUCUCUCCCUGAUAGUAUUAUCAUUUCUUUUUAGUGCAGCUUUUUCUCAUCUGCUUGCUGAAGAAGCACAAGUGACAGCCUUUCGAGAGCACAGUAGGCAGGAGCUUGACUGCAAGUUUACAGUAUAUGGUCCCUACAAUAGUACUCAGCUAUUCCAUUGUAGACAUAUUGAUUAUGCACUGUAGUAUGAAUGAAACUGUUUACACAAGUGGCAAAAAAGUCAUAUCUUAUCAAUCCUGACAGAAACUGAUUUAAAAAAAUAAGGACAGAAGUUAAGUCCACCAUUGCUUUUAUUACAUGAUACGUUCUAUAUCAGGCCAAUGGAAGUACAUAUUUCACAUAUUAUCUCCUUGAGAAAUGCUGACUGAACAGUUACAUCUGAAAUGUCUUAAAGUUUUCAGUUGUAUGGUCCACAUGUCUCCUCUGAUAUCAUUAUUAAUUUCUGGUCAGAAUGAGAGAAACAAGUGAGGAGGAAGCUGUUUUUGGCCCGUUGCCAUUGAGGAGAGAACCACGUCAGUUGAUAGUUGUCAGCUGAGAUGUUUUUUAAAAAUGAUUAGGUCAAUGCGUCAAUGAUGGCAGAAGUGCAAUCAUCAUUUACUUAUUUAAUGAUUGAAAAUCCUAAACCGAAAAGCUGUCAGAACAGAUAUCUUUGAAUGGUGAUGUACCUGUUAAUUCAUAUCCUUGGAUUGGAUCAGAACCAUGAAAAUGUUUUGGGGAUAAUGGUUGGGUGCUUCUAUUUGUUGUCGCGACAAGUAAUUUUGGGGGUUUUUAUUUUGUCAUUUGUGAUAUACAGGCAUGUAUUGAUUAGAACAAAUAACACAGUCCACUAUCACAUUGAGAACUGUUUUUAGGUGAAUUCAGACUUGAUACUUACCAGCUAACCUGAACAAGUACAUUACUGCUGCUAUCUACAGUAACACUUGGGAGGGAUCUUAUGUGAUGCAAUUACAAUGCUAAGAUUGAAUUGGCUAUUGUCACCAACCAUAUUGAGAGUGUUUGGGCAAUGCAUCAGUCACAAUGCAAGAAUUGUGACUACAAUGGAGUCUCAGAGGGUUUCCCAUGUCAGAAGUGUUUUUUGUUUUUUUUACAUAACAUGUAAAUGCACAAGUACCAUUCUGUACCGUACUGUGCAACAUUCUAGGGCUGAAUAGAUGUUGCUUAAUGAGAAAUAUUGAUAUGUGUGUUUUGUACCUAUAAGAAGUCAUAAAUAACAGUGUCUGUUCAAUCCAUGUUCAGUUGAAUUGGCUAAUUGCAAAUUAACACUUUCAUUUCAUAUUAAAAGUAAAAGUAUUCGACAUGUUCAGCUCUUGGACACACCACAAAAUCAGGAUGAGUAUGUUGGGUAGUCACUCAGUAUUUAUGGUUUGUAAUAUAAGAACCCCCUGAUAAUGCUGUGUUGGUAUUCUGGAUUUCAGUACUGACUUAACAUUUUAACUGACACAGUUCAGUAUUGUGAUGCAUCAGUAAUCCUAUCCUGCAUUGCAUACAGUGUACGAUACAGUGUACAGUGUGCUUUUACAUUACACACAUUAGGCUACUCUGACAAGUAUUUCUCAUCUCAAGAGUAGAGUAGAUUAUUUAAUUUUCUAUGUUUUUUUUUUUCUCAAAAAGAAAAUGUGUCUUGUAUGGGUGUUUUUCUUACAUAGUGUGCCUUUUUCUUUAUUUAAAGACAUUUCUUCUUAUCUGGUGUGAGCAGAAUAAAGGAAGGCACUUAAGAAUGUUUUCCUUAAAAUAAAAUAAAAAUCAAGUAAUCUGAUGCAUAUUUAUGUGAUUGAAAAUGUCCUUUUCAAGAGAAACUAUUUACACAAUAGUUUCUCCAGUGAACAAUACACUUGCAGCAAUGAAGAAUACCCCCCCCACCCCCCCAAAUAUUAUAUUUUGAAUCAUGAAUAGUAAAGCAAUGUUCACAUUAACCUUAACAUACACUCUCAGACAAAAAGGGUUCUAAAGCUUGUCUCCAUAGGAGAACCCUUCUUAAUUAUUUAUGGAACCCUGUAUGGUAGGUGUGAAUAUUGUGAAAUUUCCCAUAUUGAACAAUUUUGCCUGACAUAGAACCCUUGAACUAGAGUUCCUCUAUGCGGAGCCUUAUGGACCCUUUCUUCUGAGAGUGUUGUGAUGUGCGGCAUUGAAAUGUUUGACCCACUUGCUGUAUGUAACUUGCUUGUCUGCUGUAUUACUGAAAUGUAAAUUAUGUUUGCGUGUGGCUUGUUGACUCCAGUCUGGUGUGUACAGUGCAUAUGAUGUGUGACACUCUAAGGUGUGGAAAAGAGACACAAAGCGAGGAACACAGUAAACAUCCAUGACCCACA